Tachysurus vachellii is the source of this 2875-nucleotide messenger RNA. RefSeq lists its product as uncharacterized. Bases 56 to 2875 code for a protein of 939 amino acids. Lineage: Eukaryota; Metazoa; Chordata; Actinopteri; Siluriformes; Bagridae. The record is from RefSeq and is a predicted model, not a curated record. Gene Ontology annotation, molecular function: nucleic acid binding. The transcript has a single exon. Gene Ontology annotation, biological process: DNA integration.
GGGACAAACAAAAAAACUGCCAUUGUAUGUGGUUGCAGGUGAUUACCCCUCGUUGAUGGGACGUUCCUGGCUGGAGCAACUAAAGGUGGACUGGCAGGCCAUACACAUGAUGACACCUAAAACCCUGGACCUCAAAGGUGUCCUUGAAAAACACAGUGAAGUUUUCAAACAGGAGUUAGGCAGCAUGGAAGGAAUCACAGUAAAAUUGACUGUGGAACAGGGAAGCCAGCCAAGGUUUUUAAAGUCCCGGCCCCUGCCAUAUGCACUCAAACCCAAGGUAGAGGCAAGCUUGAAUGAUCUUGUGAAGAAUGGAGUGCUGGAACCAGUCAAUGUGAGUAAGUGGGCAACGCCUAUUGUUCCAGUUAUAAAGAAGGAUGGAGGCAUAAGGAUCUGUGGGGAUUUUAAAGUUACUGUAAAUCCAGUGUUGUCAGCAGAACAAUACCCCUUGCCUCACAUUAAUGACCUCUUUGCGGGGUUGACAGGAGGACAAAGAUUUAGCAAAAUCGACCUCAACCAAGCAUACCUACAGAUGCAUGUUGAGGAACAGUCCAGAGAACUCCUUACCAUUAAUACACACAAAGGACUAUUUCGGUACAAACGUUUGCCAUUCGGAAUUACUUCAGCUCCAUCCAUUUUUCAGCGAGCGAUGGAUCAGAUUCUAGUGGGGCUUCCAGGAGUUGUGUGUUAUCUAGAUGACAUUCUAGUGACUGGCACGGAUGAAGAGUCGCACUUACGACACCUGGAUGCUACCCUUGCGAGGCUGAAAGAAUACGGAUUAAGAGUGCGCAAGGAUAAAUGUGAAUUUUUCCAGGUUGCAGUCGAAUACUUAGGCCAUGUCAUUGAUGCCGCUGGUCUGCAUACGUCCCCAUCCAAGGUUAAGGCCAUUGUGGAUGCACCAGUACCCAAAAAUGUCAGCCAGUUACGGUCUUUCCUCGGCUUACUGAACUAUUAUGGCCGUUUCAUUCCACAUAUUGCUACGCUGCUGAAACCUCUGCACAAAUUGUUAUGCCAUGAAAAUAAUUGGAAGUGGAACACUGAAUGCCAGGAGUCAUUCAAGAAAGCGAAGGAGACACUUCUAAGGUCAAACGCACUCACUCAUUUCGACCCUGCUCUUCCUAUUCAGCUGGCCUGCGAUGCUUCCCCGUAUGGUGUGGGAGCUGUCUUGUCCCACAUCAUGCCCAAUGGUCAAGAGAGGCCAAUCGCGUUUGCUUCCAGGAGUCUGAGCAAAGCAGAAGCUAACUAUGCUCAGAUUGAACGAGAGGCACUGAGCAUUGUGUUUGGAGUGCGUAAGUUUUAUCAGUAUAUUUUUGGAAGGAAAUUCACGCUGCUGACUGAUCAUCGCCCACUCACUGCAAUAUUUGGUCCACACCAUGGCAUUCCUGCUCUUGCUGCAAGUAGGAUGCAAAGGUGGGCUUUGUUGUUAUCAGCUCACACCUACGACAUCAAGUACCGAAAGUCGGAAUUGCACGGUAAUGCAGACGGUCUAUCCAGGUUGCCUCUCGCUGACAAGGUAAAGGAAGCAAAGGUGGCUAAAAUUUUCUAUUUCAGCCAGGUGGAACGGGCCCCUAUAACAGCCGCGCAAGUGCACAGGGGCACACGAAACGACCCUGUCCUGUCAAGUGUCGUGGAUAUUGUCAUGACGGGCAAAGAGGAGAGCGAUGAUCUGGAGCUAAAACCUUACAUCUCUCGACGUCAUGAACUUUCAGUGCAGUCAGGAUGCUUGUUGUGGGGGAGGAGAGUGGUUAUCCCCCCGGCUUUACGCAAGCCAGUGCUAAAACAGCUGCAUGUGGGACACUGUGGGAUGGUCCGCAUGAAGGAAAUUGCAAGGAGUUACUUCUGGUGGCCAGGAGUAGAUGGCCAAAUUGAGGAAAAAGCUAGGACCUGUACCUCAUGCCAGCGCAUACGUAACACACCACAACUGGCACCGCUGCACCCAUGGGAAUAUCCUGAAAAACCAUGGCAUCGCAUUCAUAUUGAUUUUGCAGGCCCAGUCGAGGACAAAAUGCUGUUGGUAGUCAUGGAUGCACACAGUAAGUGGCCGGAGGUGGCCAUUAUGAAAUCUACUUCAGCUGAAAAGACAAUUGAGAAACUGGGAGAAAUUUUCAGUAGAUUUGGGUCACCAGUGCAACUUGUCUCAGAUAACGGCCCUCAAUUUACAUCUCAUGAGAUGGCCACAUUUCUACUGGCAAAUGGUGUGCAACAUAUCACGUCAUCACCCUACCAUCCUGCAACAAAUGGGUUAGCAGAAAGAUUUGUCCAAACCAUGAAACAUGCUUUGAAAGCGUCGCUCGGGCAGGGCACAUUUCAUCAACGACUGCACAGCUUCUUGCUCUUCUAUCGUAGUACUUCGCAUGCAACCACCAAAGUUUCCCCAGCGUAUUUGUUGUUCAAAAGAGAGCUCAGGACAAGCUUUGAGCUGAUUAAACCAGCUACACUCAAAGAAACUGUUCAACGGCAACAAGAGCAUCAAGUACAGCGACGGAAUAUGCGAGCCAAGGACAGAAUCUUUGCAACAGGCUCAUCAGUGCUUGCUCGGAACUAUGGCAGUGGUCUGAAAUGGGUUCUGGUUACUGUGGAGGCCCAGACGGGUCCAGUGUCAUACAAGGUCAAGACUGCUGAGAAUCUUUCCUGGAGGAGACAUACUGAUCAGUUGCUUGGUGGAGCCAGCACCAUUACAGAUGUUCCUGAGGUCACGGAUGCCACUGAUGAAACUUCUCCAACUUCAUUAGUCUCCACAAAGGAGCCUACGAUGACCUCAAAUGAUUCUUUUGCUAACAAACCAUUAUCUUCAUCGGCAGAAAAUGGAAACCAAAUAGGACGUCGGUAUCCAGUAAGGGAGCGACGUCCACCUCGACAUUUAUCGGAUUACACUUAG